AUUACCAUUGUCCUUCAGUUAACCUCACUUAAAAAUGUCAUUACUGUAGAAGACUUUUACUGAACAGUAUAAUUCAGUUUUUAUAAUAUUUUAAGUUGAAUGUAAAUAUGGUUGAUAGCAGUGCAAGUGUUAUCGAUCCAGUAAGCAGUGAAGACGACGAAACCAGUGCAAUAACACAUCACAGAUCGUGCAAGCAGAAUCAUAUCACAAUGUGGACAGAGGAUCGAAUGAGGAGAAAGCUGCAGUUCUUCUUCAUGAAUCCAAUUGAGAAGUGGCAGGCGAAACGCAGAUUUCCAUACAAAUUUAUAGUACAAAUUAUAAAAAUUAUUCUAGUCACCAUGCAAUUGUGUUUGUUCGCAUUCAGCAGAUACAACCAUGUCAAUUACACUUGGGAUAAUCGAAUUACAUUUUCACAUUUGUUUCUCAAUGGUUGGGAUGCUUCAAUGGAAGUGAACUCAUAUCCACCUCCAGCUGGACCUUUAGCAGUUUACACUAAAGAUGGAUUCUUUGAAACUAUUGAUUAUGCAUUUAGUGGAUAUGCUAAUAUUAGUGGAGCAAUUGGUCCAUACUCUUAUACGAAUUCCAACAACACAAUGGGGCCAAUGAAACUGUGUCUAUAUCAGUACAAAGAAGGUAUUAUAUAUGGGUUUAAUGAAUCAUACAUAUUCAAUCCUGAGAUAAUAGAAACUUGCUACAACAUAUCAACAAAUGAGACAGAUAGCUUCAGUUCUCAGGACUAUUUACUAGAAUAUUAUGAUCUUGAGAUUAACUUUGCUGCCUUGGUUAAGGCAAGUUUGACUUUUUCAUUGAAAACCAUCAGUUUUAAAUCUGCUGGCAGAUUGACGCCCCCAAAUUGCUAUAAAUUUGAUAUAAUCAUUAAUUUUAUAAAUGAAGAUCAUGAUGGUCAGAUGAUGCUGGACUUGGAUGCUGAACCAAAUAGAUUAACAUGCAAUGGAAAUGUAGAAUACAUAACAGACAACAGGAUUGAUGCCCUUCUCAGAAGCUUAUUGAAUUACUUUGUCAUUGUGAUAUGUAUAAUGUCAUUCAUUUUAUGCACCAGGGCCAUUGUCAGAGCACAACAAUUGAAAGUUAUUGCAAACAAUUUUUUUAUCACUCAUUUUGAGAAGCCUUUGAAUAGAGAUGAUAAAAUGGAAUUUUUGAAUAUGUGGUACAUUAUGAUUCUGGUUAAUGAUAUAUUCAUUAUGAUUGGAUCGUCUAUUAAGGAGAGGAUUGAGAGUUCAGAAUACACAAGUGACCAAUGGAACGUUUGCAGCAUCUUUUUGGGUACUGGUAACAUGCUUGUAUGGUUUGGAGUUUUAAGGUACCUCGGAUUUUUUAAGACAUACAACGUAGUUAUUUUGACACUUAAGAAGGCGACGCCGCAGAUCUUCAGAUUCCUGUUAUGCGCUCUGUUGAUAUACGGUGGAUUCACGUUCUGCGGUUGGCUCAUUUUGGGACCAUACCAUUUAAAAUUCAAGUCUCUCUCAACCACUUCGGAAUGUCUGUUCUCUUUGGUCAACGGUGAUGAUAUGUUUGCCACAUUUUCAAUCAUGUCCAACAAGUCCACGAUGCUCUGGUGGUUCAGUCGCAUUUACCUGUAUUCAUUCAUAAGUCUAUACAUUUACGUAAUUUUAAACCUCUUCAUUACUGUUAUUAACGAUGCUUAUGAAACUAUUAAGCUAUAUUAUACGGAGGGCUUUCCUAAAAGCGACUUGCACAGCUUCAUUGGAAAGACUAAUAUCGAAGAGGUGUCCAGCGGAUUAUACAGAUCUAAUUCCGAUAGCAGCCUUGGAAGAUUCAUGAAGGACUUGUGCUGCUGUAAACAAAUGCAGAAGUCAUAUUCGUCAUUGAGCGAAUCGAGGAUCGCGUGAAGCCGAGUGGUUUAAAGAAAUUUUAGCCUUUUGCUCUUCGCUGAAUUGAUAAGAUUUGAUGGAAUUCAAAGUGCAAAAGGUUAAGUUUGAAAAUAAUUCUAUAUUUAUAUUAAAUACUUUAACGCCAAUUAUAUUUUUUUAUCCAAGAUUUGUAAUACCAAAUUCAGAAGAUUUGUAUUAUUAUUUUUGUAGACUAAUUAUAAAUACGAUUAUUA
Nicrophorus vespilloides is the source of this 2086-nucleotide messenger RNA. Its product is annotated as mucolipin-3-like. Lineage: Eukaryota; Metazoa; Arthropoda; Insecta; Coleoptera; Silphidae. Gene Ontology annotation, cellular component: lysosomal membrane; plasma membrane. The record is from RefSeq and is a predicted model, not a curated record. Gene Ontology annotation, molecular function: NAADP-sensitive calcium-release channel activity. Bases 108 to 1871 code for a protein of 587 amino acids. The transcript has a single exon.